This is a messenger RNA of Betta splendens (Siamese fighting fish), 2782 nucleotides long. It is a transcript of the gene tal1, whose product is annotated as T-cell acute lymphocytic leukemia 1. The record is from RefSeq and is a predicted model, not a curated record. NCBI's taxonomy places the organism in Eukaryota, Metazoa, Chordata, Actinopteri, Anabantiformes, Osphronemidae. Gene Ontology annotation, molecular function: protein dimerization activity; RNA polymerase II cis-regulatory region sequence-specific DNA binding; DNA-binding transcription factor activity, RNA polymerase II-specific. Gene Ontology annotation, biological process: regulation of transcription by RNA polymerase II. Bases 179 to 1330 code for a protein of 383 amino acids. The transcript has 4 exons.
CACACACACACACACACACACACACACACACACACACACAUCGCUCUACAACUGGCAGAAAAAAGAAAAACCCCAGACAUGGAUGACCCACUCACAAAAUGGCUCCACUUACACUGUAACAUCAACAACACGGCUGGAACGGACGUAGUGGACUCGAACGAGUGGUGACGGUAUAAAAAUGAUGGAAAAACGGCAGCUGGAGCUUUGUCCUGGAAGUCCUGGGGCAGAUCCCGGCCCUGGAAAGCGGGAGGACUCCACCAACAUCUCCCGGCAGAACGGAUGCACGGAGGACGAUGAGCCGAGGAGAGAGGAGGGGGGAGAGGAGAGGGGAGGGCGCUUCAAGGGGGUUGAGGAGACGGAUGACGUUCCUCUGCAGAACUCGAGCAACGGGACCAGCAUCAGCAUCAUCAUCAACGGCGUUGCCAAGGAAACUGCCUCUCACAACGCCCUUGACCUGAAAAGGGAAGUGCCGGUGAUCGAGCUCUCCAGGAGGGACGCUAUAAAAGCGGGGGAGCUGAGGACUGAGAGCCAUUUGGUGCCGAUCACGGAACUUCGCAGACCUCCACCGCUGCCGCUGCCGCCGCCGCAACGAGACGACGCUCGAAUGGUCCAACUGAGCCCAAACGCGUUUCCUGUCCCGGCCCGGGCGAUGCUCUACAACCUGGCACAGCCUCUCGCCACCAUCAACAGUCUUGGAGGAGAGUCGGAGCAGUACAGCAUGUACCCCAGCAACAGGGUAAAGCGCCGCCCGGCGCCUUAUGAGGUUGAACUCGACGAGGGUAGGCGCAUUUUAGAUCUUUAUAAGUAUGCUGGCCAGCCAAAGAUCGUGCGCCGCAUCUUCACCAACAGUCGUGAACGCUGGCGGCAGCAGAACGUCAACGGGGCGUUCGCGGAGCUUCGCAAACUCAUCCCCACCCACCCCCCGGACAAGAAGCUGAGCAAGAACGAGAUCCUGCGGCUGGCCAUGAAGUACAUCAGCUUCCUGUCCAACCUCCUGGAGGACCAGGACGGAGGUAGGAAUGUUGGCGGCACGACUGAUGGGGACACAGGGCUGCUGGUGGGGGUGGGUCCCCACGAGGGAGGCCCUCAGGGUGGACCGCAUCAGGACACGGUGGUGGGUUUGGCCAGGGACGAUCUCCUGGAGACAAUGUCACCGGGCUCCAGCUGCGGGAGCCUGCCGGACGGCGACGCCGAAGGCAGCCCGGAGAGCUUCAUGGAGGACCACGACUCGCCUCCAGCGCCAAGGACUCUAACAAGGCCCCCCCUGCAUCUAGCUACCCGGGAUCUCAGGCGCAAUGGACGUACAUUAGACGGCUCCGGUCGCCGAUGAUGCCACGUGACCGCGAACACGAUGCCUGUAACUGAGAGAGAACAAUGAAAAAGACUUGAAAAAGCUCAGGACACUCUUAACAUUAAGGUGUUUAAAGCUCCAAGUAGAGAGAAAGUGGCUUUCAAAUGGAUCUUGACCACAUGUUUGUCUCCACACGACACCUGAGAGAGUGCUGAUGAUUAGACUCGAUUGGUUAAAUCCAAUCCUGCAAAAAAAAGAACAAUUUGUAAAUUCUGCAUGUCUCACGUCUUUGACUGACUUGCGGAUUUUAACUUCUUGUCUUUAACUUCUAGUACUUCAACAAUGUACUAAAUGUACUAAAAUGCACAGAAAUGUACUAAAAGCACAGACACACACCUACAAAAGGAAGAACGAACAAAACAAGUCAAAGCCAAACAAUAAUCAUCAAGAGAGUUAUUGACAAUUUUCCCAUCAAUGUUUCGCUAAUAAUACUACUGACUUUAACAGUAAUUAAAUGGUCCAAAGUGUUAAUAAACCAACAUGAACAUUUGUGCCCAACUAAUUGAAUGUGUUAAAGCGAUGACACAAAAGUAAGUUUGCCUCAUUUGGAGGCCGAGAUCGUGAGUGUGGACCCUAGUUGGACCCAUGCAGUCCCGCAUCUAUUGUAUAUAGCAUUAUAUUUCCACUGCACAAUGUAAUAACAGUGAUUCGAGUCGAAGUCCUGUGGUUGAAGUUGUACCAUAGUGUGUUUGUCAGUGGGUUUACUAGCAGACGUGUCUGUCGCGAGACAAGAAACGGGGACGAAAUGAAGGGAAACGCAAGGAACUGAAACCAUAAAGCAACGGAUCCCGGCACAUCCAACGUGGUACCAUUCGCUUCUGUCACUCUCUGGUGAUGGGAUGACGACAGCAACAGACAGUCCGACACAACUUCACCUUCAUGAGAACGAACGCAACCGUAUGAAAUUGCUGUGGAGGUACAAGGAAUGCAGUGUUUCAUAGGGUGUACAAACUAUGGGUCACAGGCGAUCACCAGGUGACGCGUGCAGCCAUUUUGAUAUGAAUGUCUGUUUCAGUGUUUUUUUUUUAACUGUAAUGCAGUUGUAGUUUAGUAAGGUACACAAACAAAUCUCUUCAUUGCCAUCAUCACUCAUGCGCAUACAGACUCUGAGAUGGAAGCAAACGCACACCACACACACACACGCAGUGUUAAUAUCAUAGCAGCACCAGCAGUUUUCUGAGAAACAACCUAUUAAAUAUUGAUUGCUGUUGUUGGUUAUCCUGCUCUUUCAGCAGGACUUACAGUAGUAGCCUAUAUUGGUACCUUUGGUAACUAUGGUAUUUUAUGAAUUGCAGUAAAGGGACAUUGUACGUUUGGUAAUGACAUAUUUGUUGUAAGAUAACUGUAUCUAAAAAUAUAUCCGAUGUCAGAUUGAUGAAUUUUAUACAAAACCACUGAAUAAAACAUGCAGAGAAAAAACUUUGGAUUUGA